AUUGCGGCAGCAGCCAUGCCGUUCAAGCGCUACGUGGAGAUUGGAAGAGUGGUGCUUGUUAACUACGGAAAGGAUUAUGGCAGGCUCGUCGUAAUCGUUAAUGUCCUCGAUCAGAACAGAUCUCUGGUCGAUGCCCCAAACAUGGUACGUGGUCAGAUGAAUUUCAAGAGGCUAACCCUGACUGAUAUCAAGAUUGACAUCCCAAGGAUCCCGAAAAAGAAGUCCUUGAUUGCUGCAAUGGAAGCUGCUGAUGCUAGCAUGAUUGGUCAGUUUGGUGUGGGGUUUUACUCCGCAUCUCUUGUGGCUGAAAGAGUGGUUCUGACCACUAAGCACAAUGAUGAUGAGCGGUAUAUUUGGAAAUCUCAAGCUGGAGGGUCUUUCACAGUUACCAGAGACUCUGGAGAAAUCCUUGGAAGGGGAGCCAAGAUUACUCUUUUCCUGAAGGAGGAUCAGUUGGAAUAUCUUGAGGAGCGCCGUCUCAAAGAUCUGAUCAAGAAGCACUCUGAGUUCAUCAAUUACCCAAUUUCUCUCCGGACUGAAAAGACCACUGAGAAAGAAAUCUCUGACGAUGAAGAUGAGGAGGAAGAGAAGAAAGAGUUGCUUCAGUUCCGUGUCUGGAACAUCUACAAGGUGAUCGAGGCUGUGCUUCCUCCAAGGACUUCAUCUCAGCUCACCGACAUGGAGCUUGAUGAAUGCAAGGAGUUCAGUUUUGAGGUAGCUGAAGGCUCAUCAUGGUCAGAAUCAUCUCCAAAGGAACCGAUCGAGGAUUCAGAACCUCACAACAGAGGGCUGGAGGGAGGCUGGAAAUUGAUAGAUCGGGGCUGGAGGCUGAAAAUUGGGUAG
Asparagus officinalis (garden asparagus) is the source of this 843-nucleotide messenger RNA. RefSeq names its product heat shock cognate protein HSP 90-beta-like. The transcript has 2 exons. Gene Ontology annotation, biological process: protein folding; cellular response to heat; protein stabilization. Gene Ontology annotation, molecular function: ATP hydrolysis activity; ATP binding; ATP-dependent protein folding chaperone. Lineage: Eukaryota; Viridiplantae; Streptophyta; Magnoliopsida; Asparagales; Asparagaceae. The coding region runs from base 16 to 843 and encodes 275 amino acids. Gene Ontology annotation, cellular component: protein-containing complex; cytosol; perinuclear region of cytoplasm. The record is from RefSeq and is a predicted model, not a curated record.